GAAAAUGAAUUACAAUGAGCUGAGUGAAAUCCCCUAUUUUGGAGAAACAACCUCUAAUAUCACUCUCCUCUCGCUGGUGCACAAUACCAUUCCAGAAAUAAAUGCUGAGCAACUCCAAGUUUACCUUUCACUGGAAAAUCUGGAUCUUAGUUCGAAUCUUAUCUCGGAAAUUAAAGCUUCCUCUUUUCCAAGGAUGCAGCUGAAGUACCUGAAUUUGAGUAACAACAGAAUAACUACUCUGGAAGCAGGCUGCCUUGAUAACUUAUCUAGCUCUCUGAUGGUAGUGAAGCUGAACAGAAACAGGAUUAGUGUGAUCCCACCAAAGAUCUUCAAAUUGCCUCACGUGCAGUUUCUGGAACUGAAGAGGAACCGGAUUAAAACAGUGGAGAGUCUGACAUUCCAAGGACUGGAAUCCCUCAAGUCCUUGAAAAUGCAGCGCAAUGGGAUCAGCCGGCUGAUGGAUGGGGCCUUCUUUGGCCUGGGCAGUAUAGAAGAGCUGGAACUGGAACAUAACAACUUAACAGAGGUAAACAAGGGCUGGCUGUAUGGGCUGCGGACGCUGCAACAACUCUACGUCAGCCAGAACGCCAUUAACAGGAUCAGCCCAGAUGCAUGGGAGUUCUGCCAAAGGCUUUCUGAGCUAGACUUGUCAUACAACCAGCUAACUCGCCUCAAGGAGUCUGCCUUCGUGGGCCUUGGCUUGCUGGAGAAGCUAAACCUGGGUGACAACCGCAUCAGUCACGUCGCUGACGGAGUGUUCCGAGGGCUGGCAAACCUGCGAACCUUGGACUUGAGGAACAACGAGAUCUCCUGGGCCAUGGAAGAUGCAAAUGAAGCAUUUGUGGGACUCAGCAGGCUGGAUAAAUUAAUCUUGCAAGGAAACCAGAUUAAGUCAAUUACCAAGAAAGCAUUCUCUGGUCUGGAAGGACUUGAACAUCUAGAUUUAAGCAACAAUGCAGUAAUGUCCAUCCAAGAGAAUGCAUUUGCUCAGGCUCAGCUGAAGGAGCUAGUUUUGAACACCAGCAGCUUGCUUUGUGAUUGCCAGCUGAAAUGGCUGCCGCAGUGGCUCACCGCCAGCCGGUUCCAGCAGGCCACAGUGAAUGUUAGCUGCGCUCAUCCCGAGUGGUUAGCAGGACAAAACCUUCUCAGUGUGGACCCUGAUGACUUUGUCUGUGACAACUUCCCCAAGCCCCAGAUCAGAGUGCAUCCUGAGACCACAGUUGCCCUGCGAGGCAUGAACGUGACUCUGACCUGCACUGCCGUCAGCAGCAGUGACUCCCCCAUGUCCACGGCCUGGCGUAAGGACAGUGAAGUGUUGUAUGAUGCAGAGGUGGAGAAUUUUGCCAGAUACCAGCAGCAAGGUGGUGAGGUGGUUGAGUACACCACAGUCCUGCACCUUUCCAAUGUGAAUUUCACUGAUGAAGGGAAGUAUCAGUGCAUUGUCACCAAUCACUUCGGCUCCAACUACUCCAACAAAGCCAAGCUGACUGUCAAUGAGCUACCAUCUUUCCUGAAAACCCCCAUGGACCUCACCAUCCGCACUGGGGCCAUGGCCCGGCUGGAGUGCGCUGCAGAGGGCCACCCCACACCCCAGAUCUCCUGGCAGAAAGAUGGUGGCACAGACUUCCCUGCUGCCAGGGAGAGGAGGAUGCAUGUCAUGCCUGAGGAUGAUGUGUUCUUCAUUGCAAAUGUCAAAAUAGAAGACAUGGGCAUCUACAGCUGCAUGGCACAGAACACCGCAGGGGGGCUGUCAGCAAAUGCCACACUGACCGUGCUGGAAACUCCUUCUUUUGUGAGGCCCCUGGAGGACAGGACAGUAACCCGAGGGGAGACUGCAGUGCUGCAGUGCAUCGCUGGUGGCAGCCCUGCCCCUCGCCUCAACUGGACGAAGGACGACGGCCCUCUGGCUGUCACCGAGAGGCAUUUCUUCGCUGCGGCAAACCAGCUGCUGAUCAUCGUGGAUGCUGGGCUGGAGGACGCUGGGAAGUACACCUGCAUCAUGUCCAACACGCUGGGCACUGAGAGGGGCCACAUUUACCUCAAUGUCCUGGCUUCCCCCAACUGUGAUUCUGCCCAGGGCGGCAUUGCCCACGAGGAGGAUGGUUGGACCACGGUGGGCAUCGUGAUUAUCGUGGUGGUGUGCUGCGUGGUGGGCACCUCCCUGGUGUGGGUUAUUGUCAUCUACCACAUGAGAAGGAAGAGUGAGGAUUACAGCAUCACUAACACAGAGGAGAUGAACCUGCCUGCAGACAUUCCCAGCUAUCUGUCCUCCCAGGGAACUCUGUCAGAGCCUCAGGAAGGCUACAGCACCUCGGAGGCAGGCAGCCAUCAGCAGCUCAUGCCUCCAGCCGGCAGCUACGUGCAUAAAGGCACAGAUGGUGGUGCAGCACCGUUGGUGAUCUGCUCAGACUGCUAUGACAAUGCAAACAUCUACUCCAGGACACGAGAGUACUGUCCCUAUGCCUACAUCACAGAGGAGGACCCCCUGGAUCCAGCUCUCCCUAAUCUCAUGGUGCAGGUGCCAAAGGAAAUGUACCCAGCACGUGCCCAGCAUGAAACCAGUGCUCUUGACAAUCUCUUGGCAGACAGGGACAUGUCUGUCUUCCUCACCAACCAUGACAAAAUCAGUGAAAAGAAAAUCUCCUCCCAGCAGGUGAAUGAACCCUUUCAGCUGCCUCUGUGGGGAGUGAACAAGGACCUGGCUCUCUCUCACUCUCACUUCCUGCACCAGCAGGCAGCCCGGGAGCCCCCCCGAGCGCUGCGCGGCGAGGGGCUGGCCGAGGGCGAGCGGGAGCCGGCUGCUUCCCCCCGGCCCUGCCCCAGGCUGCGGGAGCAUCACCUGGACUUUAGCAGGACACGGAGCAUUCGUGACCACAGUGACACCACGUAAGACACUCGGUGAAGCCUUCAAUCCAGUCCCUCUCCACUGACUUGUAUUUACUACCUCAGGACUUAGCCCAAGGCCAAAGACCCUCCCCUCGUGUCCCUGUGUCUGCAGUCCCAGCCCCGUUCAGCAGAGCUGGGCUCUCCAGGAGGAGGUGGCACCUGCCCUUCUUGCAUUUCUGUGUGCACAGGA
Dryobates pubescens (Downy woodpecker) is the source of this 3076-nucleotide messenger RNA. RefSeq names its product leucine-rich repeats and immunoglobulin-like domains protein 2. The transcript is spliced from 16 exons. NCBI's taxonomy places the organism in Eukaryota, Metazoa, Chordata, Aves, Piciformes, Picidae. The coding region runs from base 5 to 2890 and encodes 961 amino acids. Gene Ontology annotation, molecular function: protein binding. The record is from RefSeq and is a predicted model, not a curated record.